Messenger RNA from Drosophila willistoni, 4227 nucleotides. RefSeq lists its product as uncharacterized. Gene Ontology annotation, biological process: regulation of transcription by RNA polymerase II. Gene Ontology annotation, cellular component: nucleus. Lineage: Eukaryota; Metazoa; Arthropoda; Insecta; Diptera; Drosophilidae. The transcript has 5 exons. The record is from RefSeq and is a predicted model, not a curated record. The coding region runs from base 259 to 3405 and encodes 1048 amino acids.
UUUGGACGUGUGCUUUUCGGUUCAUUCUCGCUGUGAUCCCCGAUCACGAUCCGUAUUUUCUAAUUUUCCAUUUGACGAUACAUACAUACAUAUGUAUUAAUGCGAACAUAUAUGUAUCUAUCAGUUAGCAGCAUUGCAAAGUGAUAUAUAUAUAAGUAAAGAACUGCAUGCGAUUGUUUCUCUCCGUCUCACUCGGUCUCGGUCUCUCUUUUUUGUGUCUGUACGUGUGUGUUUGAGUGGGCUGGCAAAUAAAACGAAAUGGAUACCGAUGAGAGACAAAAACAACAACAACACCACGAUCAAUGGUAUCAUGGGAGUUGGAAGGAACAGCAACAGCAGCAACAACAACAACAAUUGCUGGAACAUUUUUACACCCACAAUCAUCAUAGCAAUUCCUUAUCAGACAGCAGGGAUUAUGAUACAAAUUCAACACGAACCUCGCUAUCGGGUUCGCCGCCCGCUGCGUCAUCCGGCAGCGAGCUGCAAUUGGAUUUUGCCAGCAUUGAAGAGAAACCACUAUUGGCUAACCUUAUGAUGCCCGCCACAACCACAGCUGCUGCAUCCGUAUCUGGAUCACUUUCGGAGGCCAACAACAACGAGCAACAGGUGCUGCAUCCCAUAAGUUUAAGUUUAACAUUCGAGGCUGCAACAGCAGCAGCGGCAGCAGAUGAGCUGCAAGCGGCUACAUAUGCUCUAUUGGAGACGACACGUCCGGAUGUGGCGAAUGUCGAAGACGAUGAGGAUGACUAUGAUGAUGAUGAAGUCUUUACGCUUCGACCACUGACUGCGACGACAACGUCGACCUUCGAAUCAUCUGCAACACUAGAAACCACCAACCACAUGCCCAUUGCUGUCCUAUCCAUACCAUCAUCCGCAUCCACACCCGCAUCUACAUCAUCAAAUCAUUUGUCAUUGUUAACCAACCAUUCAGAGGAGGGGGUCGAGGAAGAGGACGACGACGACGAGGACGAGGACGUGGUAGAGGUGGAAGUGGAACAGGUUUAUAAUUUGGAUGACAUAUGCUUCACCUUGGAAUAUCAAUUUCAAAAUCAAAAACUUGUCCAAGUCCAGCCACCCACAGUGGUAUCGCUCAGCAUGCUGGCCGCCUCAUCCUCUAAUUCGGAGGCAAUGAACACAACCACACAAUCCUGUGACGAUUCAUCGCCAACAUAUUUUACCGUUGACACCAGAUCCAGCUAUGUAGAUGAUACAAAUGAGCCCGAUGAUGAGGAUGUUGAUUUGGCUCACUGCAUACGUCCGGUUGAGCUGCAUAGGGAGCGUGAAGAUGAGGAUCAACUUAUGGCCAUGGCCUAUGAGAGUUCCGAUGAGGCCCUCAGUCGCUAUAGAUGCAACUAUGAGAACUGUUAUCGCAGCUACAGUACGAUCGGUAAUCUGCGUACGCAUUUAAAAACACAUACAGGCGACUAUAGCUUCAAGUGCACAGAGAAGGGCUGCAAUAAGGCGUUCCUCACCUCAUAUAGCCUGAAAAUCCAUGUACGUGUCCAUACCAAGGUCAAGCCCUACGAGUGUGAAGUCACCGGCUGUGAUAAGGCCUUCAACACACGCUACAGAUUACACGCCCACUUGCGUCUACACAAUGGCGAGACAUUCAAUUGUGAAACGUGCCAGAAAUGUUUCACCACUCUCAGUGACCUGAAGAAGCACAUGCGCACCCAUACACAGGAGCGUCCCUACAAAUGUCCGGAAGAUGAUUGCGGCAAGGCAUUUACAGCAUCGCAUCAUCUAAAGACACAUAGGCGCACUCACACUGGGGAGAAGCCGUAUCCCUGCCAAGAAGACAGUUGCCAGAAGUCCUUUAGCACCUCGCACAGUUUGAAGUCGCACAAGAAGACCCAUCAGAGGCAACUGUUGAACAAGGGCAAAAAGAAAUCGAAACGGAAUAGCCAGAAGGGCCACAACGAAGAAGGGGCCCACCUAGAUUUGGAUCAGGAGCAAGUGCCACCGGAUGGAAACCUGGAUUCCGGUAGUCACAAUUCUGAGAGCACUAGUUCGGACAGUGGGGUGGUCGUUGUCCAGAGCAUGCCCGGCGGAACGAUCAUGGACCAAAUGCCUCCGGAGUUGAUACCCAACGCCAACAAUGUGUUUGUGCUGCAGGAGGAGCAGCCCUUGAGCCUGCCAGCAGAGACAUCACAGGCCUUCCAAUUGUCCUAUGCUGCCGAAGAGGAGUUGCCCAGACCUUGGAUAGAUGCGGCGAUACUUGUACCUAAACCCAUUAUGCCUAUGGCUCCACUCACAGACACCUGCGGGGUUGCCCUGCCCACCGAGAUGCCCAGUUUUGUGGAUCUGAAGCCAAGUUAUGGCAAUGCCGCGGUCAGCGGCGAAAUGGAAGUGGAUGCUGCCACCACGUCGUCACCUCUGGAGUUGAAUCAACAGAAUAUCGAUGAACUACUGAAAGAUGAUAGCUUUGAGAAUGAUGAGGACAUGGAAACGGAAUCCCUGCUCAAUGACAUCCUUAUGACCAUUGACAACAACAGUGCGCUACUCCAAGCGACCUUGCAGCAGGCCUCCCAAGUGCCCAGCGACGCCUCCGGAUUGAUUGAGCUGGACAUUAGGGACAAUAAGCCGACUCUCAAACAGAUCACAGCAGAUGCGGGCAUCUGUAAUUGCACCAAUUGUAAAUGUGAUCAAACGAAGAGUUGUCAUGGCGGAGACUGCGGUGCAGCAGCGGCGGCUGGCGGCAGUGAGAAGGCGCCGAUUACCAAGGUCGUCACAAAGGUAACCACAUCUGCCACUGGUGGCAAACGCAUGUGCGGCAAAAAAGUGAGUAAACGUCAAGAGGAAAUGAAUCAGAAUAUCGAGGAUGUUGCUUUGCUGUUGCAAAAUUUGGCUUCCAUGGGCACUGGCAAGGUAUCCAGCGGCGGUGGCUGCUGCGGUGGAGGUGGUGCCAAAGCCACCACUCCACAGCCACCAACGGCCACUCACGCCAAGAGCGGUGGUUGUGGCUGUGCAACGACGAUGCCUACUCCUCCACCCGCCACCACCAAUAAUUGCUGUGGUGGUGGUGCUGCUGCUGCUCCGCCUCCUCCAGUUAGCAAUUGUUGCGGCGGAGUAUCUAAUCCUAGCCCUACUACUACUCCUCCUGCUGUUGCUGCUUCUACUGGCUGCUGUGGCCAGAAAUCACCAGCUACUACCACUCCACCAGCUUCCUCUAACUGUUGCCAGCAGUCAAAUCAAAACAACACCAACUUCAAUUCCAGUGGUAGAUCUGCCCCGCCUACUGCUGCAGCUACCGCAAUAAAGAGCAACUCGUGCACCUGCAAGAGUCCUGCCGAAGGCGUGGCCAAUGGCUGUUGUGUUGUAAUCUGCAUUAAAACGCUGCAAGCUCUACGCAAAGUCCUAACGCGCCGGAAUCUAAACCUAAUGCUUUGUCCACAGCAGAACUAAACCAAUCGUAAACCAAACCGUAAUUUAACUCUUCAAUUAAAUCAUCAAGUGAUCAAUUUAGUUGGUUUGGUUAAUUAACUUACCCCAAUCCAACCCACACAGCACAGGCCUUAAAAAUAUCUGCUCAUCCGUUCCGUUGAUCGCAGAUUAGACCAAAGAUAUUCAGUAUUUUCCGAGCUAAUGUAGUUUCAGAAUGGUUCAGUUUAAUUCAGUUUGAGGAAAAGUUGCAUGACAAUGAGUAAAAUUCAUACAACUAAAUACAAACAUCAAGAAAACGUUACCAGUUUUUCGCAAUCUACAAUAAAGCAAAUGUCGGGAUCAUUCAGCAAAAUUUAAUCAUUUUCCCAGUUCACUAAUUGACCCAAAUUAAUGAUGAUGGUAAGGGAUGAUCAUAGAAAUCGGUUGACUAAUUGUACAUACAUAUUACACAGUAUACAAAGUUUAUCACAUUUUUCUUCAGUUAGCGAUGGGUAUAUCUUUUGCCGGCCUGUGUAAAAUGCAUUUAGAGACAGAGAGUAAAACCACCCAACCAAAGCAAAAAUACAAAUCAAGCAAUGAAUGAAACUAAAACUUGUGAUUCGAAAAGCAGCUACCAAAAAACGAGAAUAAAAAAAACAAAACAGUGGAGUAUUCCUUAAAACCGUAACCAUUAAAAAAUGAGCUUUAAACUAAAUUUUACCUAUUUGUUAUUGUUAAUUUUCGAACAAAGAAAAGAAACUAAAUGAAAUUCAUCAUAACACUUUGCAACAAAAAAAAAAAAAAAAAACUAAUCUUACCCUUAAUUCUAUUUUGAUACUUGUUGAUUUUUGUUUUGUAUAUCUC